This is a messenger RNA of Lingula anatina, 933 nucleotides long. RefSeq names its product histone H2A.V. Lineage: Eukaryota; Metazoa; Brachiopoda; Lingulata; Lingulida; Lingulidae. Gene Ontology annotation, molecular function: DNA binding; protein heterodimerization activity; structural constituent of chromatin. The record is from RefSeq and is a predicted model, not a curated record. Gene Ontology annotation, cellular component: nucleosome.
AUAGGAUGAUUUGAACUACGUCAUCAGUUCAAAACAUUGUCACGUGACCCACGCUUUCCCUCCAUUGUAGCGGCUACGUUCAAGGCUGUAGGACGUAUACACAAACGAAAUGGCUGGCGGUAAAGCAGGUAAAGAUUCUGGAAAGGCUAAGGCGAAGGCCGUUUCCCGUUCAGCAAGAGCAGGACUACAGUUCCCAGUGGGCCGUAUCCACAGACAUCUGAAGAACAGGACAACCAGCCACGGGAGGGUAGGAGCCACUGCCGCUGUCUACAGUGCAGCCAUCCUAGAAUACCUCACAGCAGAAGUGUUAGAGUUGGCAGGCAAUGCUAGUAAAGAUCUUAAAGUGAAGCGUAUCACACCCCGUCACUUGCAGUUGGCCAUCCGUGGUGAUGAAGAGUUGGAUUCACUCAUCAAGGCAACCAUAGCUGGUGGUGGUGUCAUCCCUCACAUCCACAAGUCGUUGAUUGGAAAGAAGGGAUCCCAGAAAGCCUCAUAGUGUCUAGGCAGCCAUAAUCUACUAUAACAUGCACACUCCCUUGUACAUAUCCAUGGUCUGGUCUCGGUGCACAGAUAGUGGAGAGGGGAGAGGCUGACAGUUCAUGGGGGCAUCACCAAGCCUUUUCAAUGCUUGUGGAACAAAUGACAUUCCUUUUAAAUUAGUACCAAAAUGAAACAGUGUAUCAGGCAUUGAAAAUGAUUUUGUGAGAAAGGAUGGACUGAGAGUAGAUGACUCUGACGUUUUAGUCUCAUUUUAUUAUUUAGAUGUUCUAUGUCAUGUUCGUGUCUUUUUUCCCUAGGUAUGUUGACUGUAUCUGUGAGGAUUAGGAAAACUAGCAAAAAAGGAAAUACAUCCAUUUUUAUUAUUCAUUCAUAUUGACACUGUAGAUUGUAAAAUAGUUCAACUGUAUAUCCAAUAAAUUUUGUAAAAUUUUU